Messenger RNA from Colletotrichum lupini, 3393 nucleotides. RefSeq lists its product as uncharacterized. The transcript is spliced from 17 exons. Lineage: Eukaryota; Fungi; Ascomycota; Sordariomycetes; Glomerellales; Glomerellaceae. The coding region runs from base 1 to 3393 and encodes 1130 amino acids. The record is from RefSeq and is a predicted model, not a curated record.
AUGCCCCAAGCAGAAAAGAGCCAAGAGGAAGAAAAAAAAAAGCUGGGGAAAUGGAUUUCGCCGUUGUCUCGCCGUCGCGUGGCGUUUUGCGGGGCGGGGCCCUGGAGACUUGGCUCGAUCCAGACCCUUGACCGCUCCCGGCUCUGCUGUUUGUUCUGGCAGUUCAGGUCUUUUGCGCUGCGCCGGAGAAGAGCACGAACGGGUGGUCUCUGCCGCUAUUUGUUGGUGGAUGAUUCUGAACUUCUGGUAGGCUGCAGCAAGAGAUUCCAAGUCGCGACUCGGCGCGUCUGUCUUUGGUUGCAAUCUCACGAGGGUGCAAGAUGUCUAAUUGAAGACCUACCUACCUACCUACCUGACACCCUGCACACCGAAACCGAUGCGCUGGAAUCCCCAAAGUCUAAACGCGGAAAGUGUCAUGGAGUCGGACCGGUCGUUUCGAGGUCAUUCGACGAUCCUGACGAGAGUAGUUCGAUAUGCUUUCAUCGCUUGCAUCGCAACAAGCGCCGAAUAGACGAACCGCCCGCACGCAACCCCGGCUUGGAGAGGUCUUGGAAUCUAGAAAUGCGUGACACUUUGCCUCCCCCAUGGAUGGGCCAUGGCCGGCGCAGGACUGCGGCGGGGGAGGGGGCCAGCUGUGCGCCAAGUCAGAACGUGCCGAGCUUGGCCCCGAGCUCAUGCAGCGAUAAUCUGCAUACCAAGGCGCGUCUCUCUCUGCAGACUCCAGAGUUUCCAGAGUUGAGGACGCCCAAGAAUGUCAUCGACACGGCACUACUCAUCUACGCCGCAGGGAGGGGAACGCGGAAGGGAAGGAAAGCGGCGACGACGAACAUGGGCCAGGCAUGCAUGGUCCUGGCCAAGUCAUCGUCGCCGUUUGACAUGGUUUUGAAUUUUCACCAACAAAUGGCCUACAGAACAAGAGUGUCAGAGUUUUCUCCCCCUAAAACUCCCGAUUAUCUUCAUUCGGGUUACUUUCACCCGCGUUUGAAGCGCCGAAGAGGCAGGCAACAAGCGUUCAGCGCCGUCCUGAGGGCAGAGUACGUACCGGAAAAGUACCGAAGUAUCUUCCCCGGCCACUUUUUUGUGGCGUUCAUUGGCUCCGCCGCCUCCCUUCCUUCCCACAUCUUCCCCCAGGUGUCAGGACUCAGGCCCUUCCUUUUGAGUCUUGGUCUGAACCCCCGGUCCCUGUUGCCCCGUCAUCCUUCCGAGAAGGAAGAAAGUCUUCGUAAGGAAUUGCCAAUGUCUCGCCUUGACUUGCUCGCAGCCUUCCACGUCGGCGCGUCUUUCAGCGGCCUGCGUCCGACUCUGGCGCGCCCUUCUCUACUACCUACCUUAGGUAGCUGUGCCUCUGCGGCAGGCCCCCGUGACUGGCGAUGCUUUGCGACACGAUGCGAUGCGCUGAGAUUGGGUGGUGAAUCUGCGGCUGGACUCAGACAUCACGGCAGCAUUGCGGUCUCUAACUGUCAGCAAUCGAGACACGAGGCGCCCGUGUGGCUUUUCUUCCCUUGCCGCUCCCUGGCCAAACAUCUCCACUGUCGUCGUUCGACGGAUCAUCUGGCUCAGCGCCAUGUCUCUUCAGCCGCCGACAUCCGCCAGGUCAUUCGUUCGUUCGUGAUGGGCACAUGUCGGCCGGUACGCUCGCUGUACGAACAAGUAGGUAUGGAUUCCGAUCCUAAGGGCGACCCUAGUUCAAGCCGCAACGUUGGAGCCCCAAGGGCUCUCCCGCAUGCUCUCCUGCAGCCCUCCAACACGUCUCUCCCUAUCCGUGGGUACCACAAGCUACAUCGCCUUACGAUAGAGCUCUCGACGCUUUUGUGUGAAGCUCGCUUGACUGUUCUUGGCUCAACUAAGCCAUCUUCAGGCUUCAACACCUACAAUCGAACUCGCUUAGACGAUUAUUUGAAGCUAUUCGGGCCAUUCAACCUCGCCAAAACCUACAACUACAGUAGCUUUGCUAGCUGCUGCAUCUCGCUAUCCGGACUGCAUGAGAUGGAUGCAACCCCAUUCAAUCCAUCCCAUCUUCAUCCCGCAUUUUCACGCCCUCCCCCAACUUCUCCCCAUUCCCAUCCAACUUUUUUUUCUUCCCCCAAGUUUCCCCAUCAUCUCUCCUCCAAUCCCCGGCCCCGGCCCCAAAUGGGACAAUGCUCGGUGAUCUCUCUAUUCGGAGUCUACUAUGGUAGACACUUCGUCUUGGUGUCCAGUUUGGCCGAGUUCCUGUCCGUUGUGGAUCGCCUCACAUGCACUUUCAGACGCCGUCUGUCUCUCUGUCUCUCCGCCUGGAGAUAUCGGGGUCUCCAAGCAACCCCAUAUCUCCAGCUUCACGAAGCCGCCGUACACAACAGCCGUCCUUACGAAGUCACCGCCUAUAACCGAAAGAGUCACGUCGUACCACCACCCCACCCGAGUCAGCGCGCGUUGCUGUUAAGAGGGCCCAAAGUCCGAAUGACCAACAAGUUUUCCAUCCCCGGCGCUCCAGACUUGGGCUCCCCCCCCCCCCCCGGCGCCUGUUCGCCAGUGGGUGCCUUCCGAGCCAUACCUGGUCGGCCUCCGUACCCAGGUGCUUACUUGGUCCUUAUGGUGACUCUCAAUGGCCAAAUUUCUGUUCGACGUGCACAAGAAUCUCGAAACGGCCUGUCAACACUGGCGCGUCGCCUUGCCCUGCCUGCUUCAGUGCUUCAUCGCCUCGGCUUCCGGCCGAGUUUGGGCUUGGUCUCGAUUCUUUUCCCCAGCCCACCGCCCUCGUGCUUCUUCUCCAGGGCUCCUCUUUGUUCUUCCCCGUGGGAAACUGAUACGAAGAAGCGUACAAACCGCCAGACCGGUACCAAUAGACCGACUGAUUGUCACCGCACCGCAAACUCUGUCACUCCACGGGGUCUCCGGACGCGGGCACGGUAUUCUCUCUCCACUGCGGAGAACCUAUCAUUAAACACCCCUGCUACCCCUGGUGGGCACUUCCAAGGAAAAAUUACCCCCAAGAUCUCUGCUGAAGACUUGCCAACACAGCCCGAACCGCCUGAGGUUCAUCCGCUGUUUUGCUCGCACGGGGCCGUCAUGAACACAAGAAAAGCACAGGCUGCGGUACGCUGCACGUCCAUCCCAGCAACCAGGCCAUCCCCAGCCCAUCCCGAGUUCUCGGGACACGUGAGUCGCAGGGCCCUUGAGUGGCAACGCCGACCCGCGUCUUUGGUGUUGACUGAUGAUGCUGGCGCCGUGCACGCACGAUCGUUGCCUCUUCCCCCAUUCCAAAUGCCCGUCCUCUUGCGUGGUAGUCAGGUGCAGCUGUGCCCAGGUCCGAGCUCGACCCCUGUCCGGCACCACCGUCAUCGAACCUCGGAACUUGUCGUCGUCGUCACUGACCUGUCACCAACCCGCCGACUAAUGGGAGCUUUUGACUAA